Molecule: messenger RNA, 3244 nt
Organism: Bolinopsis microptera
Lineage: Eukaryota; Metazoa; Ctenophora; Tentaculata; Lobata; Bolinopsidae
Exons: 11
Coding region: 39-3149 (1036 amino acids)
Source: RefSeq, a predicted model, not a curated record
AAAUCUAUUACAUUUAUUGAGAAUCAAGAGCACUAACUAUGGCAAAUGAAUGGAAGGAGCCUGAUUGGUUACAUCAGGAUGAUGAAGACUUCGAAGCUUUAAUAAGAGCCGAGCUAAAUGAGGACGAAGAUGCUCCUCUUGAUGACUUUCUCCUCCAAGAACAUUAUGAAGAUCCUGAGCUUAGGACUUCGUCAGAAAUUCAUUUGGCCGAGGGGUUAAGUUCUGAUAAGAAGCUGUGUGAAAAACUGAAAAAAGAUCUUCAAUGGGUGAGCUUCGUGCGGUUUGUCAAAAAGAAUCGUCGAGAGAUUUUGGGACGUGGAUAUGAAACUCCUCAACAGUGUUAUUAUGCUUACAAUCAUUAUAUCGAGAGCUGCCGCCGUAAUCCAGGAGUGCCAUGGAAACUGCCUCACAUUCGAGCUAUGAUUCACCCUGACCUGGAGAAAAUAAGGUACCCAGCCCCAAACGAAGAGCUGACGGAGCAGUUUAAAGCGUACGUUUACUACGCUCUAAUGGAAGAGUCAGAUGUACCAAAUCUGCAGAUGGUAGUUGGGAACUCAGCUUCUUUUAACGAGUUUCUUGAGUACGCUAAACACUAUCAGUUAUGGAACUUUAACUGGGCUACACUCGUUGAUACGUACAUGAGGGUCAAGAUCGCUCGGGAGAUGGGGGAUUACGCUGACGGCCGGGGACCGUUUCAGGAGGGUCACAUGGUACCGUCUCCUGAACAGCGAAUGAGGUCACGAAGUCUUGAAAAGUUGGCACGCCAGACUGCACUGGUAGAGGAAAGCAAGGUGGAACAGUGGCUGAAUCGGAACAAGGAUCGAGCAUUGGACUAUCUUCGAGCUAGGAGGCAUCAUGAACAUGCCAGGAGAUACGAUCCUACUUUACCUGAGUUUAAUCAGGCUCCUCCUGCUGGAAUGGAGAGAAUUGCUAGAACUCAAAUGGAAUAUGAUGUGUACAAUGAAGAAAAGUACAAAGAUCAAGUUGAAGAAACAACGUACUUUGCAUAUUAUGACGAGGCUGGUUACGACUAUCUAGCACUGUUGGGAGAAGGAGGUGAGGAUGGUGUUUAUAACAACCCCGGUGUUCUACCAGAGAUGGGACAACUGUACCAGGAGAGUCUUGUGGAUCCUGAUGUUUUGAGAUAUGAAAAGCAGAGGCAACAAAGAAUGGAACGACUUCCUGAUGCUGUGCCCUGGCCCAAGAGACACCACAAGGAACCCGACCAAAUCUUGGUAACAGAGCCAUUUGGCAAGGUAGAAGGUAGAUAUCUGACAAGAGUUAGAGCACAUGGACCAUUUCCUGAGGGAGAACUGAUCAAAGCAACCAGUGACGAUCUCUUGGCACGCAUAAGUCUGCUUUCUUUGGCGCAAGAAGUGUCAAACACGGAUCACAACACGGAAAUUGAACGGAGAAGACUCCUACAUGACAUGGAUUUGGUUGUUAGAUACAACAAAAAGUUGAUCGCUAUAUUCCAGGAUGUUAUCGAUCAUAUUGGACCAGACACCGCUGCUCCUCCAACAGAAUGGGACUUCUUGGGGGCCCAACAUUACCUGACGAACAAAAAGAUUGAGUUUGAGAAAUGGGAGAGAAUAGCAGCUGUAAAGUCUGGAGCGAAAGAGAGGGAGGAUCUGUUCACGUAUUACGGAGCAGUGAACCAGCACAUUCACAACACUGCACGUGACAUAGCACACGAGGCACAGUACACCAUGCAGCAGCUUGAAGCCUUCGUUAAGACAGUUCAAGGAGCUGACCAGGAUCUCAUUAUGACUUGGUUUGAGGACGCUGUCGGUCCUUCUUGCAGACAAUACGUAGCUGAUCUCAAACAGAAGGAACAACAAAUUGUCAAUUUGAUGAGAGCUAUGGAGAAGGUCAAAGUUUAUAAAACUUUGAUGACUUACAAGAACACCAAAGCUCAAACUUUGUUCGAUGACGAUAUCUACCAUGAGAUCGUUAAGUUGAACAGAGAAAUCGAAGGACUGAAGGAUGGAAUAUCUCACAAGGAGAGGAAAAUAGAUGUUGCGGGGAAAUCCAGAGAUUUUGUUAAAAAGCAGGUCCAGGAUACUGACAAGUCAUCCGAAAAGUUCAUAACUCAGGUACAAGCUCUGGAAGUCUACAUGGCCAGCAUUAACCGCAAUAUUGAGGCUGAGAAAAAGACUGCUCAAAGAAUUGAAGCGCAGGCGAUGCAAUUGGAAGAUGAGAGAAAGAAAAACGAAGCUGAAUUGAAGACACAGGGCAUCCCAUGGGAUGAACCCAAACCAGGUGACAUGGAACUUAUAAAGGACACCAAAGAACUUCUUGAGGCUACCAAUGCCAAACUCCUUUCUGAUCUCACUCUUGUGGAUAGAGAAAUCGCGGAAUAUGAAGCAUUGGUUGCCAAGAAAAUUAACAAAAUUGCACAGAAGAAGGACGACGUAAAACAUACAGAGAGUAUGGUAAAAGUGUAUGAGAAACAGAAAGGAGCAAAAGAACUGUUCCUGACAAAAAUACACUACGAAAAUGCAGCUGAACGAGAGAAACUGGCCGAACAGCUCGCCAAGAAAGUCCGGGUGAAGGCUAAUGUGCUUCUCCAACAUUACAAAGAUCACUACCAAUCUGAAGAAUGUAACGCCUAUCGAGGCGAGCCCAACCACGAGGCUAACCUUGCUAAAGAAUACAAUCAGUUCAUGGACCAAUAUCAAAGGAAACUACAAGAAUUGUCCGGAAAUAUCGAGAACUACAAAGAGUUGAAAGGCAAGUGCGAACAGUUAAACGGUGUGGUUAAGGCGGCAUCUAAUGAGGCACAGAGUUGGAGGAAGAUGGCGGAUGGUCAGAGGAAGAAAUACGUAGAACUGAACAAACGAUGCAGACAAGCUACCAAGAAACUGAAAAAGGAAGCAACCAGGAAGGAUGAGUUAGGAAAGGUACUGGGUAAAACUGAGAAGCGUGCAGCAGAGAAUGAAAAGUUCAAGCUCCAUGCAGAGGAAGCCAUCCAAUGUGCAAAAAAAGCUACAACGGAACCAACAGAGACAUCUUUCUCGAUGCAGCUUGAUAAAGUCAAGGCAUUGACUUUUGAGAACCAAAAGAAGCAACUGAAUGUCAAGAAAGCAAGGCAAGACAUGAGGAAGAAAGCAAACAACUUCAGAAAUUUGUUGAGAACCAUUAAUUAAAAUUGUAAACGUGAAAUUAUUUUUUAAAGAUCUAACUAACUAUCAUGGGGUGCACAGAAGUUAUCUAUUAUGUAAUAAUGUUAUUUGAGAAUAAA